Molecule: messenger RNA, 1567 nt
Organism: Chironomus riparius
Lineage: Eukaryota; Metazoa; Arthropoda; Insecta; Diptera; Chironomidae
Source: the annotation of a GenBank genome assembly
CAAAUCAUCAAUUUAAAUGACAACAAGUUAGCGAGCAUGAAAAAAACCCAGAAUUGAUAACUUUUCAGGUCAAAUUAGUUUAUUUAUUUAAUCAAAUCUAAUAGGAUGCCUGUCAAAAGGUUGAGUAUGAUACAUUUGCAAUCAUUAUUUUAUUUUAUUUUGUUAUUUAAUAAAAAAUGUUUUUCUUUUGGCUUGGAUGCUCAAAAAGAGAAUCUAGUUAUUCUCAAAUUGUGAAUCUGAAAUUUUCUCUGAGAACUUUGCAUCUCGAUUUCCCCUUAAAUGAGAAUUUUGGGGAAUUUUGAGGCAUCACAACAAUCACGUUUGGAUGUUAAUUACGUUAGUCGCAGUUUGAUUCAAAAUAUAGUCGAAGUAUAAAGUAAGAUUUUAUGAAUAAGGAAAGAAAAAAGGCGAAUUCCAGAGCAGAAAAGUCAAAAGAUCAAAAUGCUGAAAUUGCUUGUGCUUUUAUCAGUUAUUCAAAUUAUUUACGGGUUUCCAACAAGUGGCAAAAAAGAUGAUGGAAUCUCAUAUGCACGACAAACGGAUGGACCAUGGACAGUUAUGUUAGUUGUAAAGGGAUCUCGAUGCACUGGAAGCUUGAUUAAAAAGAAAUAUGUUGUAACAGCCGCGCAUUGCUUUGACGAACUUGAAGACGACAAAAGCCUCUCAAAUGAUAUUAAAAUUUUCAUCGGCGAAUGGAAGGUUGGUAUUGAUCCAGACUGUACAGACAGUGAAGAAGAAAAUUUUUCGGAAGAGACUUGCUUCCCAGACAAAGUCGCUGAAAUUCCACCCAAAAAGUUGACAAUCCACAAAGAAUAUUUGAAAAAGAAGGGAACAGCAGGCAAGAGUGCCUACGAUAUUGCAAUUAUUGAGCUUAAGCGGCCACCGCGUGUAUCAAAAAUCAUUAAAAGUAUUGAUUUACCUAGCGAAGACACGUGUGAAGAUGAACCUGAUCAUCCUUUGAUGGUUACUGGAUUUGGAGAAACUAAGCCAAAGCACUACACAAACAUGAAGAAAAAGGUCUUCAUAACACUUCAUGAUCAAGCCACAUGCAAAAGAAAGCUUGGCUUGCCAUUUAAUGGUGAUAAACAUUUUUGCGGAUUAGGUGCAAAUAAUUUGGCUACAUGCAAAGGAGAUUCAGGCGGUCCAAUUACAAAUGAAGUCGAUGGCGUACCAACACUUCAAGGAGUCGUUUCCUUUGGUGCACCAGAAUGUGGUCAUGGAGACACACCUUCUGGAUUCUUAAGAGUCGCAUGCUUCAUUGAUUGGAUUGACAGCUAUACAGGCGGAGCUCCAUUACCAGAGGAUCCAAAACCAACUCGUGAACCUUCAACAACGGCCAGACCAACAAGAACAACAAGACCAAAAAGACCAGCAAGGCCAAAGCCAACAACUACAGUAAGCACAACAACUGUGGAUGACUUUUUUAAUGAAGGGGAGGACGAUCCAUUUGCAUAAGUUUUUUUAAUUAUUUUGGAUGUUGUUAUGCUUGAUGGCAAUAAAAGAUUUAUUUUUUCAAAAAAUUUUCUAAAUAAUUGUUUGAUAUGGUCCAGUUGUGGGGGGGGGGGGG